Molecule: messenger RNA, 5275 nt
Organism: Drosophila biarmipes
Lineage: Eukaryota; Metazoa; Arthropoda; Insecta; Diptera; Drosophilidae
Gene: how
Product: protein held out wings
Exons: 9
Coding region: 312-1505 (397 amino acids)
Biological process (GO): regulation of mRNA splicing, via spliceosome
Cellular component (GO): nucleus
Molecular function (GO): mRNA binding
Source: RefSeq, a predicted model, not a curated record
UCUUUUUCUCUUUCUUUGCGCACGGUUCAGUGGUAGGAAACCUAGGAGGAAUCGUUCAGUAAAGUCCCGAGAUCCGUUCGCAAUUCCCCGACUCGAAUAAAACCAUAUAUAAAAUAAACAACGAAAAGGAAUCCUCAGAGAAUAACGUGUUAAAGAUAGCAAACAUAAAAGUGUGCAUUAAGUAAAGAAAGCAGAGACCCCAGCUCAAGGAAAGUUGAAAGUUGUAAACCAGAAUCUCGUCGAGAACAAAAACAAAAGCCCCCCCUCAAAAAAAAAGAAACCACAAACACACACACACACACGCCAGCAAAAUGAGUGUCUGUGAGAGCAAAGCCGUUGUGCAACAGCAACUGCAGCAGCACUUGCAGCAACAGGCCGCAGCAGUUGCUGCGGUGGCGCAGCAGCAGCAGGCCCAGGCCCAAGCUCAGGCCCAGGCCCAGGCCCAGGCCCAGGCGCAGGCGCAGCAGCAGGCGCCGCAGGUGGUGGUCCCCAUGACCCCGCAGCAUCUGACCCCGCAGCAGCAGCAGCAGAGCACACAGAGCAUCGCCGACUAUCUGGCCCAGUUGCUCAAGGACCGCAAGCAGCUGGCCGCCUUCCCCAACGUCUUCACCCACGUCGAACGGCUGCUGGACGAAGAAAUUGCACGCGUGCGCGCCUCCCUGUUCCAGAUCAAUGGGGUCAAGAAGGAGCCUCUGACUCUGCCCGAACCCGAGGGCUCUGUGGUGACGAUGAACGAGAAGGUUUAUGUGCCAGUGCGCGAGCAUCCAGAUUUCAACUUCGUCGGUCGCAUUUUGGGACCUCGUGGCAUGACCGCCAAGCAAUUGGAGCAGGAGACCGGCUGCAAGAUCAUGGUCCGCGGCAAGGGCUCCAUGCGCGACAAGAAGAAGGAGGAUGCCAACCGUGGCAAGCCCAACUGGGAGCACCUGUCCGAUGACCUGCAUGUCCUGAUAACCGUCGAGGACACCGAGAACCGCGCCACGGUCAAGCUGGCCCAGGCUGUCGCCGAAGUGCAGAAGCUGCUCGUGCCGCAAGCCGAAGGCGAAGAUGAGCUAAAGAAACGUCAACUUAUGGAAUUGGCGAUUAUUAAUGGCACUUAUAGGGACACAACAGCGAAAUCUGUCGCAGCUUUCUCAUGCGUUGGCUCUGCUUCUUAUCUGUAUCCCGCAGUGUGCGAUGAGGACUGGCGCCGCCUGAUGGCCGCCUCGGACAGCCGCCUGCUGACGCCCACCGGCCUGCCCGGCCUUGCCGCCCAGAUCCGCGCCCCCGCCGCCGCCCCGCUGGGCGCCCCCCUGAUCCUGAACCCCCGGAUGACCGUCCCCACCACGGCGGCCAGCAUACUGUCCGCUCAGGCCGCUCCGACGGCCGCCUUCGACCAGACCGGCCACGGCAUGAUCUUCGCGCCGUACGACUAUGCGAACUACGCCGCCCUCGCCGGCAAUCCUCUGCUCACGGAAUAUGCUGAUCAUAGCGUUGGUCGAUAUAUGCAUGCCGGCUCCGUCUUUUGAACUUCUCUUUCUCACUCUCUAUUAUUUUUCCCUUGAACAACAAAAACAGAAACGAAUUGUAGAGGAACCCCCAGAAAAUGUUUAGCCUAAAGUUAUAAAGUUACAGUCACACACAAACUGGAACAGAAUUAUAUACACACACACACAUUAAUGUAUAGACUGUAUAUAUUUUUAAACUUAAAUAUUUACCUAGAAACAAAAACAUAAGAGUAAAACGGCACAACAACCAGGAAAACAGAAAUACUCAAGAAAAAAAAAGGAACAAGCAAUCAAAUCAAUUUAAAAAAUUAUUGCUCGACGAUGAAUUUGUUUUUGAUAUUUACCAUAGGAGAUAGGUCGCAAAGGAAAACAUUUCUGCAAUAUGCAAUAUUGGCAAAAAUAAGUGAUUUUUAGGCCCUUAAAUUGUAGUUGCCUUAAUCUUAACUUUAACUUUUAUGAUUUUCAACCCGAAACAUUUUAUAUGAGUAUAUUCUAGUUGAGAAGAACAGCAACAGCGGCCGCCAAAGCAAGUUGUUGAUUUUCGUUUUUGGAACCAAUGAGUAUUCAAAUUAAAGAGGGCUAAACUUUAUACUUUUCUCUUCUAAAAAAUAACCCUAUUUUAGUUUUGUGGUACGAGGGUCGAGUCUUAAGUGCAAUCUAGUUAAGUAUCUGUUUUUUAUGUAGUUUUUGUAGUGAGCGUUGCGCAGGGGGACAGUAUUUAUGCACAAAUGUACCUAACGAAGGGCGAAAAGAAAACCGUUUCAAUUUUUCCAGCCAGUGCCAUUUCUCGUCAAAACCAUUCACUUUGAUCAGAAUUGCAGAAAAGCUUUUGUUUUAAAUAUAUACACAAUAUAUUACUUAUAUAUCUCGUAGUGGAGAGGAGCCUUGAAUCAAGUUGGUGCUUACGUAAUUACUUCACUUAGAUCUAAGCUUAGUCGAGGCUCGAGGCAGCCGUCCAAGAACAGAAACCAUAAUCCAGAAUCGAUUGAAUGCACGACUAGUCAGCAGCUGGAAGAACAAAAUGCUUGAGGAACAGUAAACAUGAGCAGAACAAUCACUUCUAUACGAAUACACCUUAGACUAAGCGGCUUGAAAAUCACUUAUUUUGCAGCCAUAACUUGAAAUCAGAUCGAAUAUCGAAUACACAGGCACAUACAUAAACGACUCAUUCCAAAGAAGCAGAGAAUUUAAAUGUUUGACAGUGAAAGAACACCGAAGAACAGGUCAAUUAUUCCCCCUCAGUUGGCAAUUGGCUUCCAGCCCAGCUUCAGUUUGAGCAAGCAUAUGGUAGACGUAAGGAUGUACGCAAUAUCUUUUAGACCUAAGUUGUAUCUUGUAGCGAAUACGUUCACAUCUAUUUAUACCUAUAACCGAUAUGCCUAUGCAAACCUAUAUCUACAUGUAUCGUAUCGUAUAUUUUAGUAGGCGCCAUUAAGCAGCAGCGUCGUUUGGCGACUAACCGCGAACAUCCCUAUCAGCGAGCAACGGUCGGAGUGCCAGCCAAGCCGGCGGGUUUCAUUGAGAUACAGUAAACGCUAGAUACAGUAACCACCAAGCUCUGAAAGCAAUCUCUUUAAAAUCGCAUCAUGUCAGCAGAAGCAACUUCAAAACUUUUUAUCAAUAAUUUCCGAUCAGAGAAAGCAAACAAUCACGAACAACAGAAAUCAAACGAUUGUGUGUGCCCGCCCUUAGACUACGUUGACCGGGCAACCAAUCAAUUUAGUUGAAUUAUUCUUACUUUGCGCUAUUUAUUUUGAUAUCUACGCUGCUCAUUAAGUCCCUGCUCCACCCACCCCCACCAAUCCGUACUGUAUAUCCGAUGAAACCUGGCCGGGAACGCUGGCCAGCCCAGGCCGCUCUGCCCUGAUCAGAGUUCCGAAAACAAUUGUCAAGCGCACCGCCUCCACAGAAGAGCACGGAAGCCAAGCAGCAGCAGCAUCCCAGCCAGGCCCAAAGCGGAGCCAAGUGUGUGUUGUGAAUGUGCAUAUCUGAAGCUAACAAAAUCAAAAACAAAAACCAUAACCAAAAUUCAGAAGCCCAGAAAACAGAAAUCAGAGCCACCACAUGUCCCUGACACAACUACUAAAACACUCAAGCCCAUUCGCCACACGAGCAGCAGAUGCAGCACGUGCAACAAUUGCAGCAGCACCGCAGCAACAGCAACACAGCAGCAGCAACAUCAGUAUGUAUUGAAUCUUGUGGCCAUUAAACUGUUACGUUUUGCCAGCAACAAAAGAAGGCAAUUAAGCAAACAAUUGAUAAGAGAAUCAAACAUAGAACCUAGUUUAAUUAACAUAAUCUAAUGGAAAAUACAAGUUAGUUCUUAGUGUAAAAGUUCAACGAACAAAAACAUACUUAAUGCAAACAUAUAUAUAUAUAUAUAAAUAUAAAAUGCAUAUACAAGUCUGUAUAUAAUUACCCCAAAACCCCUUAACGAAUCUAAGGAAAAUCAUGUUAACGGAAUCUCAUCCAAGAAACUCAACUCAACAUACGAAACUGUUUUAAUUUUUUUAUGCAUCUGCUCUUUUAACUCGUAUCGGAAAAAGAAUCUUUCACUAGUUAAACGCUUUCUAAAGGAUGCAACUCUUUCAGCCGUCGUUUGAGAAUAAUCUAUUUUUGUUACACUGACGCAAACUCUUGUUAAUGAAGUAUUUUUUGAUUAUGUUAUACUACAUCUAAAUAUCCGCACCCCACUUCGAAUUGAUUGUGUGAAAAGUGAGUGGGGUCGAGGCGCGAAACAACAAUAUCAUACUAAACACAUUUAACAGCCAUAUUUAGUUAAUGAAACAAGCAUAAUUCGAUGGUAGCAUCGAGCAUUCAUAAUGUACAAUUAAACGCUAAACUUAAAUUAUUUUAAAUAUUUUAAAGCUAAUGUAUUAUACGCAGAAAUAAAAAGAAAAUAACUUUUUUAACCGAAUAAUUGUUCUUGAAAGCGAUGGCCACAAAAGAAGAAUUCUUUAAUUUAAAAUAAAUAUCACGCCGCCAAUAAUGGGAUCGCGCAUUGUUAUAACUCUCAAUUGAAUGUGUAUCUAUUUCUUAUUUGUAACUGAAACUCCUAAGGUAAAUGCAGAAAGAUUAGCGCAGAACAAAAAUAGAAAGCGAAAGUAAAUGCAUUUAAUUUAUGGUACAAAGCAGCCGCUGCACCCAACGCAAAGUAGCUGCAAACUUUAUUUUGAAUUAAAGAAUUUUCAUUAAUUUUUGUUGGAGAAGGAAAUGUUAUAAAUAUGUGCCUUAAACUGUAUAAUUGGCACCAAUCAAAAUAAUGUUUAAUAAUAAAAAAAACUUAAAGAAGCAUACAGAGAACCUGUUGAAAUUAUUCUGCGAAAUGUGAGACUUAUACUCAGAAACAAACGAAGUUCAAGCACAUGGCAGUGGACUAACCCUAUAAUAUAACUAAACGUAAUCAUAAUGUAUAACUUUUAUUGAUAACAACGGCGAUCGUGCAAUCGUAGCAAACCUUGCAUAUGAUUAGUUCAGAAUUGAUUUUAACAAGAAGGACAUGUAAUAAUAACGAUGAUUGUGUAACCGAAAGGAAAGAAACGUUUUAAAUAAUUUAGUUUUACGCUCAUUACUUUAAUCGAAUGCUGCAGAAACAUUAUUCAUCCAUUGCCAGCAUUAUCAUCUUAACUGCAUACUUUUGAGAGGAAAUCAUUGAUUAGUUGUGAGAUAAUCCAUAUGUUCAAAACCCUAUAAUAUAUCAAAUACGCACAUGUAAUUAAUUGCAUAUGUACGACUGUAUGUAUGCACGAUUAUGUAUAACUUUUUGCAUAAAUAAAUGUUUAUAAAAAAUA